AUGCCUCAAAAAGAUAAGAUUACCCUCUUUUGGUUACCACACACCAGAGCUCAGAGAAUUGUCUGGUUGUUGGAAGAAUUGGGGUUGGAGUACAAUUUACACAUGGAGGAAUCUGUGCAACUGGUCAGAGCACCAGAAAGUUACAAAAAAUACUUCCCUUUGGGGAAAGUCCCCAUUGUUCAUAUUGAGAAGCCCGACGGUACGGUUAAAAAAUUUGGUGAGUCGGGAUUUAUUGUACAAUAUUUGGUUGAGCAUUACGACACCACUGGCAAAUUCAAACCAACAACGGAAGAUGAUAAAGAGUUGGUUGACUAUUUCAAUCAUUACUCUGAGGGUACAAUUCAACCGUUAUUGGUUGGUUUAUUGGUAAACAAUGUCGCAGGAAAGUCGAUGCCCUUCCCGGUUAGUGUAUUGGUCAAAACCGUGGUCGGCAAAAUCGACCAAGGUUAUUAUCAACCAGAACUAGAAAAGAACGUGGAAUACUUGAAUGACUUUUUGAAGGCACAGCAUUCUAAGGGCAGAAAAUGGUUUGUUGGUGACAAAAUAUCCGCUGCCGAUAUAAUGCUCUCAUUCCCUAUUCAAAGUGUGAUUACAACAGACUAUGGUGCUACUGUUAAACCAAUUAAGGAAACUUACCCUGAUGUGUAUCAAUACUUCCAAGACAUCACGUCCGAACCGGCAUGGGUUAGAGCUGCUGAAAAGGUGAAGAAUUACGAUCAAGUUGUCAUUAACGGCAAGUUGUGA
Lodderomyces parapsilosis is the source of this 744-nucleotide messenger RNA. Its product is annotated as glutathione S-transferase. The coding region runs from base 1 to 744 and encodes 247 amino acids. The record is from RefSeq and is a predicted model, not a curated record. NCBI's taxonomy places the organism in Eukaryota, Fungi, Ascomycota, Pichiomycetes, Serinales, Debaryomycetaceae. The transcript has a single exon.